AUGGAAUCGAUCUCUAUGAUGGGAAGCCCUAAGAGCCUUUGUGAAACUUUUUUGCCCAAUGGCAUAAAUGGUAUCAAAGAUGCAAGGAAGGUCACUGUAGGUGUAAUUGGAAGUGGGGAUUUUGCAAAAUCCUUAACCAUUCGACUUAUUAGAUGUGGCUAUCAUGUAGUCAUAGGAAGUAGAAAUCCUAAAUUUGCUUCUGAAUUUUUUCCUCAUGUGGUAGAUGUCACCCACCAUGAAGAUGCUCUAACAAAAACGAAUAUAAUAUUUGUUGCUAUACAUAGAGAACAUUACACCUCCCUGUGGGACCUGAGACAUCUGCUAGUGGGUAAAAUCCUGAUCGAUGUGAGCAAUAACAUGAGGGUAAACCAAUACCCAGAAUCCAAUGCUGAAUAUUUGGCUUCAUUAUUCCCGGAUUCCUUGGUUGUCAAAGGAUUUAAUGUUAUCUCAGCUUGGGCACUUCAGUUAGGACCUAAGGAUGCCAGCCGGCAGGUUUAUAUAUGCAGCAACAAUAUUCAAGCUCGACAACAGGUUAUUGAACUUGCCCGUCAGUUGAAUUUCAUUCCCAUUGACUUGGGAUCCUUAUCAUCAGCCAGGGAUAUUGAAAAUUUACCCCUACGAUUAUUUACUCUCUGGAGAGGGCCAGUAGUAGUAGCCAUAAGCUUGGCCACGUUUUUCUUCCUUUAUUCCUUUGUCAGGGAUGUGAUACAUCCCUAUGCAAGAAACCAGCAGAGUGACUUUUACAAGAUUCCUAUUGAAAUUGUGAACAAAACCUUGCCUAUAGUUGCUAUUACUUUGCUGUCCCUGGUGUACCUAGCAGGUCUCCUGGCAGCUGCUUAUCAGCUUUAUUACGGCACCAAGUAUAGGAGAUUUCCACCUUGGUUGGAGACCUGGUUACAGUGUAGAAAACAGCUCGGAUUACUAAGUUUUUUCUUCGCUGUGGUCCAUGUUGCCUACAGCCUCUGCUUACCAAUGAGGAGGUCAGAGAGAUACUUGUUUCUCAACAUGGCUUAUCAGCAGAUUCAUGCAAAUAUUGAAAACUCUUGGAAUGAGGAAGAAGUUUGGAGAAUUGAAAUGUAUAUCUCCUUUGGCAUAAUGAGCCUUGGCCUACUGUCCCUCCUGGCAGUCACUUCCAUCCCUUCAGUGAACAAUGCAUUAAACUGGAGAGAAUUCAGUUUUAUUCAGGAGCCACCACCUGCCCCCGCCUCUGGCUCCGCCCCUAGCAACGCGCAGGCUUGUGUUGACAACGAGCGGGCUGGCUGCGCCUAG
Messenger RNA from Propithecus coquereli (Coquerel's sifaka), 1269 nucleotides. It is a transcript of the gene STEAP2, whose product is annotated as STEAP family member 2, metalloreductase. Gene Ontology annotation, molecular function: cupric reductase (NADH) activity; ferric-chelate reductase (NADPH) activity. Bases 1 to 1269 code for a protein of 422 amino acids. Gene Ontology annotation, cellular component: endosome; plasma membrane. The record is from RefSeq and is a predicted model, not a curated record. The transcript has 4 exons. NCBI's taxonomy places the organism in Eukaryota, Metazoa, Chordata, Mammalia, Primates, Indriidae. Gene Ontology annotation, biological process: copper ion import.